This is a messenger RNA of Portunus trituberculatus (swimming crab), 2893 nucleotides long. RefSeq names its product pre-mRNA-splicing factor syf1 homolog (gene fand). The record is from RefSeq and is a predicted model, not a curated record. Gene Ontology annotation, cellular component: Prp19 complex; nucleus; U2-type catalytic step 2 spliceosome. Lineage: Eukaryota; Metazoa; Arthropoda; Malacostraca; Decapoda; Portunidae. The transcript is spliced from 16 exons. Gene Ontology annotation, molecular function: protein binding. Gene Ontology annotation, biological process: mRNA splicing, via spliceosome; generation of catalytic spliceosome for first transesterification step. The coding region runs from base 196 to 2772 and encodes 858 amino acids.
UUUUCUGUGAGAGCGGGAGAGCGUGGCGGGCUGGUGAGAGUUGGCUGGGCGACUGAGCGACGUAAACGUUGAGGCGGCGAGGUGGUGACUGGUGAGAGAGGACUGUAAAGGCUCACUAGAUACCUACACCUCGCUGCCCUAACAGUAACAGCAGGGAGGAGUGGAUUAGUGUGGUGGUGGCAGUGUAACUCUGUGAUGUUAAUGGACACCUCCACAAUCAUCAUCGAGACUGAUGACCUUCAGUAUGAGGAGGAGCUACUGCGUAACCCUUUCUCCGUUAAGCACUGGCUGCGUUACACAGAACACAAGAAGGAUGCUCCACCUGACAAAGUUAACAAGGUGUAUGAGAGAGCCUUGCUGCAGAUGCCAGGAAGCUACAAACUAUGGCAUCAGUAUUUGAGGCUGAGGAUGCAGCAGGUGAAGGGCCGCUGCAUCACUGACCCGGAGUAUGAGAGCGUCAACAACACCUUUGAGCGUGCGCUGGUCUUCAUGCAUAAAAUGCCUCGAAUCUGGAUCGACUACUGCCAGUUCCUGAUGAACCAGCGCAAGAUUACUAGGACCAGGAAGACAUUUGACCGUGCUCUGUGUGCGCUGCCCAUCACCCAACACAACCGCAUCUGGCCACUCUACCUUAAGUUUGUCAUGGCCUACAGCAUUCCGGAAACAGCUGUGCGUGUGUGGAGGAGAUACCUAAAGCUGUGCCCUGAGGAUACCGAGGACUGCAUCAGCUACCUCAUCUCCAUUGGACGGCUGGAGGCGGCGGCCAAGAAGUAUGAGUGGUGCGUCAACACAGACACCUUCACCUCUAAGUAUGGCAAGUCCAAGCACCAGCUGUGGUCUGAGCUGUGUGAACUCAUCUCCAAGAACCCACAGGAAACAAGCUUGAAGAAUGCAGAGGCCAUCAUCCGCCACGGCCUGCAGAGGUACACAGACCAGGUUGGAAUGCUGUGGAACUCCCUGGCCGAGUAUUACAUUAUCAGUGCACUGUUUGAGAGGGCCAGGGAUGUGUACGAGGAAGCUCUACGCAGUGUGAUGACUGUCCGGGACUUCACACAAGUGUUUGAUUCAUACGCUCAGUUUGAGGAGCUGAUGCUGAAGCGGCGCAUGGAGGAGGUGGGGCCAGAUGCAGUCCUAGAGGAUGAGACAGACAUAGAGCUCAGGCUGGCACGCUAUGAGGACCUGAUACAGAGACGACCCUUGUUGCUGAACUCAGUCAUGCUGCGGCAGAACCCCCACAAUGUGCUGGAGUGGCAAAAGAGAGUGACUCUUUAUGAAGGGCAGCCUAAGAUGAUUGUGACAACAUACAUGGAGGCGGUGAAGACCAUAGACCCCAAGCAGGCCACUGGGAAGCUGUACUCCUUGUGGGUCAACUUUGCUAAAUUCUACGAAGAAAAUGGGCAGAUUGUGGACGCCCGGAUCAUCUUCCAGCGCGCCACGGAGGUUGCCUACGUUAGGGUGGAUGACCUGGCCAGUGUGUGGUGCGAGUGGGCUGAGAUGGAGAUACGACAUGACAAUGAGGAGGAAGCACUCAAGCUGAUGAAGCGAGCGACAGCACCACCGCCACAGAAGGUUGCUUACAAUGAUGAGAGUGAGCCAGUGCAGCGUCGCGUGUACAAAUCCCUCAAGUUGUGGUCCAUGUACGCUGACCUGGAGGAGAGCCUUGGCACCUUCAAGUCCUGCAAGGCUGUAUACGACCGCAUUAUUGACCUGCGCAUCGCCACUCCGCAGAUUAUUAUUAACUAUGGCAUGUUUCUUCAGGAGAGCAAUUACUUUGAAGAAGCCUUUAAAGCGUAUGAGAAGGGGAUUUCCUUGUUCAAGUGGCCGUAUGUGUAUGACAUCUGGAACACUUACCUCACCAAGUUCCUGCAGAGGUAUCAAGGCACCAAGAUAGAGAGAGCAAGGGACCUAUUUGAGCAGUGCCUUGAAAAGUGUCCGCCAAGCUACGCCAAGAACCUGUACCUGCUGUAUGCCAAGAUGGAGGAGGAGCAUGGGCUGGCCAGACACGCCAUGCAGGUGUAUAGCCGCGCCACCAAGGCUGUGCCACCGGAGGAGAAGCUUGCCAUCUACAACAUCUACCUGCAGCAUGCGCAGCAGAUAUAUGGCAUCACCAAAACCAGGGAGAUCUACCAGGAAGCCAUUCAGGACCUGCCUGACGAGGGGGCGCGGGAGAUGUGCCUGCGCUUUGCCGACAUGGAGAGGAAGCUUGGUGAGAUUGACCGUGCCAGGGAGAUCUACACGUACUGCAGCCAGAUCUGUGACCCGCGCCUCACGCAGGAAUUCUGGGCACGCUGGACGGACUUCGAGGUGGCACAUGGAAAUGAAGACACCAUGAAGGAGCUUCUGAGGAUAAAACGGUCCAUGCAGGCCAAGUACAACACACAGGUCAACAUGAUGUCAGCUCAGAUGCUGGCCUCGGCUGACACUGUGGCCGGGACGGUGUCAGACUUGGCUCCGGGUGCAAAGGACGGCAUGCGCAUGUUGGAGGCACGUGCAGUGGCCAUGAACCACCUGGAGGAGCCACCCACCAGCACCUCUGCCCCGGCACCCCAUGCUGCUGCCGGGGGUGGUGGUUCCAAAAUCAUGUUUGUGCGAGGCUCCACCACCAAGAGGGAGGAGGAGGUCGCCGAUGCCGCCCGCACUGCCAACCCAGACGAGAUUGACAUUGAUGAUGAAGACGACGAUGAUGAGGAGGAGGAAGAUGAUAUGCCACAGACGAGGGAAAUUCCAUCUUCAGUGUUUGGUCAGCUGAAAAAAGAUGCAGAUCAAAGUUAAAAUCUCAGAUCCUCAACAACAGUGUAUAUUUUUAAUAACUCCAACUGUAUAUUUAUACAUGAAUAAUUUAACAUAAUUUUGUGAUCAACUUCUACAUUUGCAAUAAAAUUUUUUAUGAUUA